Messenger RNA from Aspergillus wentii DTO 134E9, 1779 nucleotides. RefSeq names its product alkyl/aryl-sulfatase. Lineage: Eukaryota; Fungi; Ascomycota; Eurotiomycetes; Eurotiales; Aspergillaceae. Bases 1 to 1779 code for a protein of 592 amino acids. Gene Ontology annotation, biological process: dodecyl sulfate metabolic process. The record is from RefSeq and is a predicted model, not a curated record. The transcript has a single exon. Gene Ontology annotation, molecular function: linear primary-alkylsulfatase activity; protein dimerization activity.
AUGGUUGAACCCUCCUUCACCGACAAAACAGACUUUGAAAACGCUUCGAAAGGCUUCAUCGCCACUCUCGAUGCACCCCUCAUUCACUCUAACAACCGUCCCAUCUGGAACACGAAUGCCUACGACUUUCUCAAUGCAGAAUGUCCAUCUACUGCAAACCCAAAACUCUGGCGACUGGCACAAGUCACCUCCAUUCACGGACUGUUCAAAGUCACAGAUGGAGUAUACCAAGUCCGGGGUCUGGAUUUAGCAAACAUGACCAUCGUCGAGGGCAAAGAGGGGAUUAUCGUGAUCGACCCAUUGACGUCUGCGGAAUGUGCCAGCUCAGCAUUAGAGCUAUACCGGAAGCAUUGUGGAAACCGACCCGUAAAAGCCGUGAUGUAUUCCCAUUCGCACAUCGACCAUUUCGGCGGUGCAAAAGGCGUCCUCGAGUUGACAGAGGAUAUCCCCAUAGUCGCCCCCGAAGGCUUCACUGAAGAAGCAACUAGCGAAAACAUCUACGUCGGCAACGCGAUGCAAAGACGCGCAAUGUACAUGUACGGGACUCGUCUCCCCAAAAGCAGCGAGGGGCCACUCGGAUGCGCGAUUGGGAUGGGCGUGUCGAUGGGCUCGAGCUCGCUGGUCCCACCUAAUACGCACAUCACCGCCACAGGCCAGGAAAUGGUGGUUGAUGACGUCAAGUUUGUGUUCCAGAUGGUUCCGGACUCGGAAGCGCCGGCUGAGAUGAACUUUUACCUGCCUGAGCGUAAGGCGCUGUAUAUUGCGGAAUGUGCGACGCAUGGAUUGCAUAAUAUCAUCACGUUGCGGGGUGCGCAGGUGCGUGAUGCGAAGGCGUGGGCGAAGUAUCUGGAUGAGUCGCUCGUUCUAUUCGGGGAGGAAGCAGAGGUGUUGUUUGCUGGGCAUCAGUGGCCGACAUGGGGGAGAGAGGAGAUCAGCACAUUCAUCUCGCAGCAGCGAGAUCUCUAUGCGUAUCUCCACGAUCAGACAGUUCGGAUGAUGAAUACCGGCAUGACGGGGAUUGAGAUAGCAGAUAUUUUGACUCUUCCGCCCGCACUGCAGAAAGCGUGGCAUACGCAGGGCUUCUACGGGUCUGUCAGCCAUAAUGUCAAGGGUGUUUAUCAGCGGUACAUGGGCUGGUUUGAUGGGAAUCCUGCUCAUCUGUGGGAAUAUCCGCCUGUGGAGAGUGCGCGACGAUAUGUCGACUGUAUGGGUGGUAUAGAGGAGGUGGUCACCAAGGCUGAGAAGUAUGCAGAAGGCGGCGAUCUGCGUUUUGCUGCUACUCUCCUCGGCCACGCUGUUGCUUUGGAUGCGAAUCAUGAACGAGCAAAGAUGCGUCUGGCAUCUGUUUUUGAAAGGCUGGGCUAUGGAGCAGAAAACGCCACAUGGCGCAACUUUUAUCUCUCUGGCGCUCAGGAUCUUCGAUUAGGACCGUUCGUUCCGCCACCAGGUCAGAUCAAGUUAGCCAACAGGCUGAACCCACAGCAAUCAGUUGAUCAGUGGUUCUCUAUUCUCUCCGUUCGAAUGAACGGCCCCAAAGCGGCAGAAGAAUCAUUUGCGAUUGAUAUCCAUGUGCUGGACGAGGAGAAAUGGUGGAGGUUGAUUGUCAGUAAUGGAGUUUUGACCCAUCGGAGUGCUUCUGAUAGGAAGGAUCUGGUUGGAAAGGCGGAAUUGAGCUUGGAGAUGAGCAAGAAGGAACUGGGAGGUAUUUUGAAUGGGGAUAUUGAUAGUGAUAGAGAGGGUUGGGAGUUGCUGCUCAAACUGCUGUCCUUCGUGUCGUAA